GCAUGUACAUAAUCCCUGAGUUGACCCAGAAAAUAGGCAGUCGUUUCAAGAUCUGAUGCGGCAAGUCUUUGUGUUGCACACCAGCAGCCCUGCGUCCCUGCACGAGCAUGAAGCGAAACCCUGUGGGAUAAAAACACUGUAAUCCAGAGGAGAUUUGUGGAAAAACACAAGCCUUUUUUUUUUUUUUUUUGAAAGAAGCAAGUCGGCUAACUUUGCGAAAACGGAGAGGAUACGGACAGGAGGCAUGGCAGACCAUCUGAUGAUGCCCAUGAACCACAGCUCAGCGGGCGCCAGUCUCCACGGUUACAGGAUGGGCAUGAAUGGCGGCCUGCAGGCAGGUCACCAGCAGCAUGCCAAUCAGCAGGUCAUGCGGGCGAUGCCCAACGGUCAGAUGAUGCACUACGGCGGCGCCCAGGCCAACAUGGAGACGGCCAUGAGGCAGCGGCAGGGAAUGGUGGGCGGACCCAUGAACGGACAGCUGAACGGGGCCCAGAUGGGUCACCACCAGAUGACCUCUGGUAACAUGAUGUAUAACGGUCAACAGCAGCAGCAGCAGCAUCACCCUCAGCAGCAGCAGCAGCAGCAGCAGCAGCAUCACCCUCAGCAGCAGCAGCAGCAUCACAUGCAUCCACAGCAGCACCAGCAACAGCAGCAACAACAACAACAACAACAGCAGCAGCAGCCUCCACAGCAACAACACCAACAACAGCAACAACAACAGCAACAGUUCAUGAACGGAGGAUUAACGUCCCAACAGCUCAUGGCCAGCAUGCAGCUACAGAAACUCAACACCCAGUACCACGGACACCCUCUGGGACCUAUGGGUGGGAACCACAUGGGGCCCACAGCCCAGUACCGUAUGAACCCAGCUCAGCUAGCUAACAUGCAGCACAUGGCCGGACCAGCACUGGCUCUGAACGGCAUGGACGCGGACAUCGACGAGGAGGUCCUGACCUCGCUGGUCAUGGAGCUGGGUUUGGACCGGGUCCAGGAGCUGCCAGAACUCUUCCUCGGCCAAAAUGAGUUUGACUUCAUUUCGGACUUUGUCAGCAAACAGCAACCCAGCACCGUCAGUUGCUGAGAGGACCUAAUUUGCAAAGCGAGAGGCACAAACGGACACCGAAGAGUGGUAAUGGUCCAGGAUGGAUAAAGGGUUCUCAUCUCCUCACUUUUUGUUCUGUGGGCACCUCUAACACUGUACAACUGAACCGAGUUGUGGCACAGGGUGCACGGAAGAGAACUUUGGAUAAACCCACAGUGAACGCGCAGUGCUCGAGUCUCACGUGUGCUGGUGGCUAGAGAAGGUGGCUGGCCCCAGGGCCUACAGCUCCACAUCUCCUAAAUCCUGGACAUGAAUGUACUAAAGAAAUGCAGAAAUUCUUUAAAAAGCCACUCUGAACAAUCGCUAUGACACUGUGUCGCUUCCAAGCCUGGACUCCAUGACAGUUUACCAGUAAAAAGGUGUAUUUAUUUAUUCCUAACUGAGAAAACUGAUAUAAAGAAACAACCACCUUCUCCUUUAUGGGAACUAAGUGGCUUUAAUGAAUUUUUUUCCCCCCUGAAAGUAGGAUGGGGGAGAUAAUUAAAUGUAACUCCUCUGCUCGUGAUUUUAUUUUCCCCCCAUUCUAUUUGGCCUACUAUUAAAAAAUAAGCUCAGCUGAUGCAGAAAGACAGCGUGAAUUCACAAACGCAACAGAAGUACAAUUUUAUGUGAUUUGAAUUUGAAUGGGAGCCUCACCCUGAAUUUUUUUUUAUUUUAGAUGUAAUGUUCUCAAAAACCUACUGCUUGUACUGUAUGAAGCUGUAUAACUCCAACAUGUCCACACUGUUGUGUUCUAUUGGAGACGUAGAACCGCCUUAAUCAUGCAGAUUCUUAUUUAUUGGUUGUUUAUAUUGUCCCCUUUUUUGUGGUCAAACGGGGGGAUGGUCUUUGUGAAGGGGGUUUUGAGGAUCAAUAAAGAUGGCCUGGUUAGAAGUGUGGCCUGCUUUUCCA
Molecule: messenger RNA, 1993 nt
Organism: Solea senegalensis (Senegalese sole)
Lineage: Eukaryota; Metazoa; Chordata; Actinopteri; Pleuronectiformes; Soleidae
Gene: cited4b
Product: Cbp/p300-interacting transactivator, with Glu/Asp-rich carboxy-terminal domain, 4b
Exons: 3
Coding region: 245-1081 (278 amino acids)
Biological process (GO): regulation of DNA-templated transcription
Cellular component (GO): nucleus
Source: RefSeq, a predicted model, not a curated record